Phialemonium atrogriseum is the source of this 1692-nucleotide messenger RNA. RefSeq lists its product as uncharacterized. Lineage: Eukaryota; Fungi; Ascomycota; Sordariomycetes; Cephalothecales; Cephalothecaceae. Gene Ontology annotation, molecular function: RNA polymerase II cis-regulatory region sequence-specific DNA binding; DNA-binding transcription factor activity, RNA polymerase II-specific. The transcript is spliced from 3 exons. The record is from RefSeq and is a predicted model, not a curated record. Gene Ontology annotation, biological process: regulation of transcription by RNA polymerase II. Bases 1 to 1692 code for a protein of 563 amino acids. Gene Ontology annotation, cellular component: nucleus.
AUGGUGAAAGCCGCCCCACCUUCGCCGGCACUCUCCAACAGCGACAUGUUCCAUGGGCUCCCGAGCAGUUUCGGCGAGUUGGCGCAGCAGCACAACACAGUCGCCUCGUACCAUCGUGACCAACUCGCCAUGGAUUCGUUCCAGACCCAAUCUCAGCCAGUGUCCAGAUACUCGACGCCGGUUCCACAGGGAAUGCCAUACCACCACCAUAUGAGUUAUGUUGGCGGCCAUUACCCAGGCUAUUCCCACCACAUGCAUCCCGAGGAAAUGAGCCAAUACGGCCCAUUUCCAGAUGAGAUCCAGGCUGCGUCCGCCCUGCCAUACAGCACGCCUGCGACAUCACCGCCCACCCCGUCGAGGGCUUCGGACAUCAUGACCACCCGAAGUGGGAGCACGAUAACCAGGAGGUCGAGCAUGAAGGCGCUGGCACCGAAGAGCAGUCGCGUCGAGAAGUCAACUCCGAAGAAGAAGGAGCGGGCCAAGGCCGUCAAGAGAAUACCGAAGCUGGACAGACCCUUGAGCGAGGUGACCAAGGACUCGCCCGUCGAGGUCGUCGACAUUGAGACGUACGUCAACCGAUCCGCCGAGCAGCGGCACAAGGAAGUCGCCGAGGGCAAGAUCCCCGGCAAGAUCAAGCGGCCAAUGAACGCCUUCAUGCUGUACCGAAAAGCCUACCAGAACCGCGCCAAGGACUGGUGCUCCCAGCACAACCACCAAGUCGUCUCCCAGGUCUGCGGCGACAGCUGGCCGCUGGAGCCGGAGCUCAUCCGCCUCCAGUUCAACGAAUGGGCCAAGCUCGAGCGCGACAACCACCAGAAGUCGCACCCCGGAUACAAGUUUACGCCCUCCAAGCCGCAGAAGCCCAAGAUCAGGAAAGAAUUCGACGACGCUGAGGCUUCCGACGGCGGGGACUAUGACUGGGACAGCCGCCGUGCCGACUCCAGUAGAAACAGGUCGAGGACCAGGACGCCGAAGCAGGAGUCAGAGGACUACCAGGCCCAAUCGGCCUACCACCAGCACUACGGUGCGGCCGGAGCACGCCUGCCGCCCCAGAACCGAUCCGUCUUCCACUUCAGCAACCCGGGGAAACCCAUGCCGGCGCCCUACGACCAAAGGGACCUGCCGGGCCACUACUACCAGACGACGCACUUCCGCGACCCGCAGAGGCAGCCGAUGCACGGCACCGUCGAGGACCUCGUGAUGCGCAAGACGCCCUCGCCGGGCACGGCCUUCCAACAGCCCGGGCAGGCCGACCCCGGGUUCGACUUCGUGGGGUACCACCACCACCACCACCAGCAGGGCUAUGCAGACCAGUUGCACCCGCACCAGCACCCGCACCCGCACGGGCAGGCCGUGAGCCUCGACCAGCGCAUCGACCCCUCGCUCCUGGCCGCCGAGGGGGGCUUCUUCGACCCCGGCAUGGGCGGGGGCGGCGGUUACAUGCUAGACGGCGGCGGCCACCUGGACGCGCAACAACAGCGGCAGCAGGCGUGGCAGAUGGCCCACAUGGGAGGCGGCAUGGCGGCCGACGACGGGCAGUUCCCCGCAAGCCUGCUGGGGCUCAACGAGACCCUCCUGCAGGAGAGGCACACGCAGCUCCUCAAGGGCACCGAGGAUAGCUGGCACGUCGAGACGCUCGACGGGCCGUCCCAGUUCGACAACUGGGUGGACGCCCAGGCCAUGGAUAAUUAG